Amphiprion ocellaris (clown anemonefish) is the source of this 7864-nucleotide messenger RNA. It is a transcript of the gene znf618, whose product is annotated as zinc finger protein 618. The record is from RefSeq and is a predicted model, not a curated record. The transcript has 15 exons. Gene Ontology annotation, molecular function: protein dimerization activity. NCBI's taxonomy places the organism in Eukaryota, Metazoa, Chordata, Actinopteri, Pomacentridae. Bases 495 to 3359 code for a protein of 954 amino acids.
GUAACUUUAUAGUCGGCCAACCUAUUUUUUCUGUCUUCUUCCCAGACUUUUUUUUCCUUUUUCUUUUUUUCUUUUUUUUUUCAUGUGGGCUAAUACACAGGCCGGCGCUGCAAUUUCGGAAUCUGCCCUUGUAUAUGGCGGACGAAAAUUUCCACAGGAGGAACCGCAACACAAACCCCGUGUGCAAGGCAGGAACGGAGAGCUUGCACGGACCGCUCAAACCUCGGCAAAUUCAUGACUCAUUACGCCAUUACGCUUUACUAAAAUGUAACGUAGCGAGUGGCGGAGGAGAGAAAAAAACGCGGUGGUGAAAUUUUUUUUUUUAUCAUUUGGAAUUUCUCAUAACUAAUUCACAAUUUUUUUCUUUUUUUUUUUGGAGGAAGCAGUUGUGCAGUCACCUCUGGUCGGGGGAGGGAAGAUUUUCUGGAGCAGGAGCCUGUUUCGCAUGAGCUGCAUCGUUUUUGGAGAAGCACAGGCUCAGCGGAGGUGGAGUCAUGAGCGCACAAGAGGCACCAAAUCCUGAGAAGGAGCAGGCAGAUGGUGGGAGUGCACUCACAGAUGCCUCAACAACCAAGGGUCCUAGUCCACCACCCGUCACUGUAAAGAAAGAACCUGGGACCUCAGAGACGAGCAACGGGAAAGUCGGGGAUGCCAACCCUGCUGAGAUCUGUGUUGUCAUUGGAGGAAGUGAUGGAGGAGCAAGUGGAGGUGGAUCCCGCAGAGCUCAGACCGAGGGUAUGUUUGCCCUUGGUACUCCUCCUCCAACGAAGAGCACAGACUCAUGCAUAGGUUCAUAUGUUUGUGGGGUGUGCGGGAAGAAGUACAAGUAUUAUAACUGCUUUCAGACACACGUCAGGGCACACAGAGAAUCAGAGAGCAUGGUUGCAGAUGGUCUGCCCCAGACACCCAACAGUAGCUUCCGUUACUCCUGUGACAUCUGUGGCAAGAAGUAUAAAUACUACAGUUGCUUCCAGGAGCACCGUGACCUGCAUGCAGUUGAUGAUCCGUAUGAACAGGUAGUGUUACCUGUGGAUGGCCUUAAAGAGGAAGAGCCGAUUGAACCCUAUCAGAAAAUUGGACCAAGAAAAAAAGCACUCGCCCUCCUCCACAGAGACCGCGGGUUCAACCAACGGCAGCGCGUGUCCCUUCAAACACAAUUGGCAGUGUUCGCAGAAACAGGGAGCUACGUUUGUGAGUUCUGCGGGAAGCAGUACAAGUAUUUCAACCCGUACCAGGAGCAUGUUGCUCUUCACACACCGAUGGGCACAUUCGAUUUGAAGGCAUCACGGGUACAGGAAUGUGGUCUGGAUAUGAGUAAAUUUGGCCACAGCCAAACUGCUAAGAUAAAAAACAGCCCAUUCAGGCGGAAACUCGAAAGUGCGAUUCAGUCUAGUCUGGUUGACACAAACAGUUCGCAGAACUCAAGUGGAACUCCGAGCCCUCUGGUGGCCAGCACAUUCUCUACAACACAGAAACCCUACACUUGUGGUGCCUGUGGCAUCCAGUUCCAGUUCUACAACAACCUGCUGGAGCACAUGCAGUCCCACGCUGCUGAUAAUGAGAACCACACCAAAGGGGACUCUCCCAAAACCUCUUCAGCCUCGGGUCCUCAGGAGCAGCUGUGGAGAGGUUCUCAGGCUCAGGCCCAUUCCUCAGUUAAACUACAAAUCCAGCCUCAAAGUAUCUCCCAGAGAAACCAUACUCUCAGCCAGAAUAAUGGGCUACCUGAGAAGGAGCGACAGCAGGUGGCUGAGCGUCUAUUACGGGUAAUGUGUUCAGAUCUGAGCAUGCUAAAUGUGCUCAACAGCAAGGACUUCCUGAAGUUGGCACAGACCCUCGUGGAUACAGGUGCUCGUCAUGGUGCCUACUCCACCCGUGAUGCUCUUGGCAACAUGAGUGCCUUGGCACUGCGCCAGCUGCCCCGCAUGUACAACCAAGUCAAAGUCAAGGUCACGUGUGCUCUAGGUUCCAAUGCAUCUCUUGGCAUCGCUGUCACCUGCCACUCCCAGACGUCUGGCCCAGACGCCUGCUUUGUUCUGACAGCCUAUCAGGUGGAGGGGUCAAGACUGAAACGCUAUGUGCUCGGUGUCAGGGAGGCUGAGCUGAGGGAAGGGCCCGACCAGGUUCACCACUGGGUGCAGAAUGUGCUGUCCGAGUUUGUGAUGUCAGACAUUCGCACCGUGUACGUCUCAGAGCCCCGAGUUUGGGGCGCAGGGUUCGCAGGAUCUCCACUGGGAGGUGGUGGCCGGGGGAGGAUAUGUUUGCGAUGCGCCGGUUGUUCACUCGGUGCCGUCGUUCAGGCUGUUCUCGGGAAGCGCAGCCUCCAGGCUCGAGGGCUUCAUGAGUUAGCCGAGCUUCUCUCCACGUGCAGAGAUAUCGCCUCCUCAACCACACUGGCUCUUCGUGAGGAACAGUCCACCAACACAUCCACAAGCACAACCGAGGAAGGUGCUCAGGGCAGCCCUGCACAAUGCCCCACUCCUCCUUGCUGGGAUCGUAUGGCUGAAGCUCUCCUGCAGGUCCAUGCCCACUUUGAACACAUUUGCGAGGCUUAUGGUCGCAGCAAAUCCACAGCUCCACUCCUCCAGGGUCUCAAUAAGCAUCUGCUGGGCACGCUGGCUUGUUUGCUGUCACCUCUGCGCCUGGCAGCUCUGGAGCUGAGCAGCCAGAGGAGGCCAACCUUACAGCAGGUGCUGCCUGUCUACCUACGUUUGGAGAAGUUUUUUACAUCUAAAGCUGGAGAGGCUGGAACGGGCACAGCUAGCAAACUCUGCCACUAUUUCCUAGAAGCACUUAAAGAAAACUUCAAGGUUGAACGAGCUCACCAGGUGGCCAUGGUCCUGGACCCACAGCUGAAGCUGCGCUCAGUGCCGGCCUACCAGCACGAGGACAUCAUCUCUCGUGCAUGUGAAAUGGCUGCUGACACCAGGGAUGGAGGUAUGACUGGGGCUGGAGGUUCAGGUGGCGAGGAUCGAGACACUGAUGGCCCACCCACCCCUAAAAUAAGCCGUAUAGACGGAAGUGGAAACAAUGGCGGCCCCUCGAGGGGAUUGUCCUCAUCCUGCACAGUGUCUGGUAAAGAUGAGAGUCAAAGCCAAGUUAGACAAGAGAUUUUUCAGUAUCUGGCUGAGCCUCUUCUCCAAGGUACACCUGAUCUCUUCCAGUACUGGAGCUCAACAGUAGGUGAGAAGUUCCCCAGGCUGGCUCGCCUGGCACUCUGGCUCCUUGCAGUGCCUGCUGUGGGCAUACGCAACGAGUGUGUGACUGUGUGCGAGCAGAGCCUGGCCAUGAAGAGGAGGCAGCAGGUAACUGCUGAGGAGAUGAACAAACUCAUUUUCCUUCGCUCUAACAUGGGCUAGGAAGAAAAAACCCAACCAACCCUAAACAACCAAACCUUCACCUCCAACCAAUGACUCAAGACUAUUAUUUAUAUACUGUAGAUGUAGACCAACUGUAAACAUAAAUGUGUAUGGACAUUGAAAACCUCUCAAGACAGAUAUUUACAGAAAAACAUUGUAAAGGUUGCAAACACCCAUAAAACAAUGCGGCUUAUUACAUAUUUUGUAUGGAGAAAGGACUGUUGUAAAGUACUGUGGACAAAAUGUAGGGGUGGAACGGUAACUCAAAAGAUUGUCCCGUUUGGUACGCUGCCCUCGGUUUGGGUUGCACACAUAAGCAGGAUGAGUUUGGUCUUGUCACAGCCAGUGAUUUGAAUUACUCCAGCCUAAUAACUAAACUGCUACAAGGCUAUAAUGCUGUUAUUCUCACUGGAUGGCAACAUUUUCAGGUUAAGUCAGCAUUCAUUGCUUGAAGCUACUGUCAUAGACCUCUGAAAACAACCCUACCAGAUUAUGAAAGUUAUCAAAGAGUGAUGUAGCAGCAAAAUAUUGUUGCAAAUACGGUAUAUUGUGGAAUUUUUAUUUUCAUUGGUAUAUGACAAAAAAAAAACAAGUGAUGAAUCUUCACUGCCAUUACUCCUCUGACAACUAAGUGCACUAGGUUUAUGAUUUCUAAUCAUGUAUCACUGAAAACUAUAUUUUUCGACAUUCAGCCACAGGUGAUGGGCAGAUAGCUGAGAGCUAAAUCACUGCAGCUAAUUUGAUGGUUGCCUCAAAAUGUAGCUGUGGAGGAUUUACGUGCACUGGAUGCGUAUUUUUUCACUCAAAAGGGUAAAAAAAAGUCACUGAUAGAAUGUAAAAAAACAAUUACAUGAUGCUUUCCUUUUCGUUUACUGUACAAAUUGUAAAAGUAAGUCAUUUGUUGAGAUGCACUAAGAGGUCAUUGCUGCUAGAUACACAAGUCAAAUUCCUAGACUUACACAGAAGAGCUUAAAUUACGACAUUCAACUUGAAUUAAAUUAAUCUUCUGGUUACGUUUUAUUGACAGUCGUACAAAGUUGAGCAUCACAUUAGUGGCCAGUUUUUUUUGAUUGAUUUUAUUCAGCCUUAUGUUGUAGCUGAAUUGCACCCUCAAGGAAUUAAACAACAUGUUGGAUAUAUAUUCCUUAUUUCAUCCUUUUAUCCGUCACAGUACAACCGAACUUAGUAACAACACAAUGAUAAUAUUAUAAGGCCAUUUUCACUUGCUUAAUGACAGUUUCUAGUGCUGAUAAUUCAGGAAUUCCACAUCAGACUCUUGCAGUCAAAUACAACUUGCAUCUGUGCAUUUGUUUUUACACACAGGACAUAUUGCCUGUGUAUUAACCUCAGACUAACAGCAGUAUUAACCAACAGCUUGCUAAGCUUGUAAGCAAGAUAUUAAUACAUAACUGCAAAAAUCAUCGUGUGUGUGUGUAUACGUUUUCGAAGCUCAAAUAGAGGAUUUGCUCAUAGGAAAGUUAUUACCUUAUUUAUUAUUCUUUCUACGUUUGUCAUUCUAAUAAUAAACAUUGUCUUCCUCAUGUGAGCUACAAUUUUUCCAUUUUUAAGGCAAUAAGCUUUAACACAGGGCAUAGUUUCCAACUUUAUCUGACUGUUCUCAUGACACUCCUACAGUUAUUAACCGUAAAUUAUCUUAUGUUUGUGAAAUCAAUGGGAUUUUCUCAGGAAUGAGCACAUCCAAGCAGGCACCGCCACUUUUCCUCACUGUACCGAAAAAGAAACCAAACUGUGACCUCAAGGCCGAGGUAUGUACUGAACCGUGACUUUUGUGAAACGUUCCACCCCAAAUACAGUUAGUGCCAUUUGCAACAAACGAGAAAAGGAAACACUGAGGGUUUAUUUUUUACAGCACAAAAAAAAAAAAACAUUCAGCCAGUGCAUUCACUAAAGUCAACACAUGCAUACUCAUGAAGUCAAGUUAUUUAUUUUUUUAUGGAUUCUAGUAUACAUUUACUUGAGCUAAUACCUCCUAAAAUGACUUGGAUGAAUGGAGGCUAUACUGUAAAAAUUUGUUUGUUGCCUCUGGUACUAAUUUGUCAAGUACUAGUUUGUUAUCUCUGUUUUUGGGCCUUAAGUCUCUCUCAUGCGAUCACCUUAAACCCUAAAGUCAGAGCGAACAUCAUGCCUUUAUAUUGCUGUUUAAUGGCCUUCUUUUGACCAUCUUUUCUAAAGCUUGUAGUUUUGUUCUUUUUUUCCCCACUCCUGUAGACUCAAAGGUUGGAAACGGUGUCCUCUAGUGUUCAAAUGAGGACUUUAAAAUCAUGCACAAAUGUGGUAUUUGGACAAGUGCUUUAUUCAUGUUGUCACAAGUUACAGAAAAGUUUAAUUAACUGAGCAUUUAUGCUCUCCGUUCAUAAAAAAGGUCAAUAAUUAUUUCAACAACAGCACACCGAAACACAGGUAUCCCCUGUAUAAACUUUUACUGAAAUGAUGAAUGAUGUAGUUUAGAAAUCACAUGAAAGAUCUUUAUUGGGGCGAGACUCUCAUUUGGAUUUCGGUUCUAAUAGUUGUUGUGCAGUGCAGUUAAGUGAUUUGACUGCUCACUUCUUGUGUUUUGGGGUUUCUUUCACCUAAAGGCUUCAUUACAAUGACACUGAGAAUCAUAAUAUCAACAGUAAAAUCAUUUUUUUUUGUCAUGUUGCCCAGCUUUAGAUACAACUUAAGGUACGAAGUAUUAUUCUUUUUCCCUGUGAAUAUUUCCUUAAUCAUUUUAACUGAAGCCUAUAUGGUGAAUAAAUUUAAGCAUCUGUUUCCUGUUUCAGCGUAAUCACCUCUGUUUAACUUUACAGUUUUCAAUAGAAAAAUUGAGAGUCAGUGCUGUCAGAAUCGUGACAGUUUAAUCAGACGUAAUGUUAAAGCGACUGUAAUCAAUAGGUUGUGAAAAGUAAUGUUGGAAAGUCAGUAAAUAAGAACUUUAAGGGCAUCUGGGUGAACGUUGUGAGUAUGAGUGCAAAGCCAAAUAUCGGAUUAUAGUCUUACUGAAACUAGAAUCUUUUUGUCCGAUAAAACGCACACGUGUGUUUCAGUUAUACAACAUUUGUCAGCUUUUGAUGAAGUGGCAUUAAAGGUAUAAAACACCUAAAUUACAACAAUUACAGGUCAAAAGCUCUGCAUCGCAAAUAGUUUCACGACGACACAAGAUGCUUUUUGAUGAACUGUAGCUCUCCUUACCUCCAAGCUUUGAUUUAGUGUUUCAUAAAUGCUUUUCUCUCCCUAAUGGUUUCUUAAAAUAUUUGUUUUGUUUUUCUUUUUAAUAUAUUUUGGUAAUAAAAGAAAAUUGCUGUAAAUUUAAAUUUAAUUUUCUAAGUACCAAUCCAAUGUGUUACCUCAGUACUCGGAAAGUAGUGUUGUAAUUUAAAGAUUGAAAAUUAGAUAUUCACACAAAAAUUUAAGAUUGGUCCAAGGAAUAGUCAAAAAACUGUACAUUGGUUUGUUGGUUUUACCGGUGAUCUUCGACUGAACUGAUGAAGGGAUUCUUUCUUACAUUUUUUAAAUAAGUAUUUUCAAUAGGAUAUGCUCUGGGACAAAAUGCCAUUGUUGACGUAAUGAUGUCAACUUAAUUUUACUUAGAAAUAGCAUUCUUUUUGUUGAUUAAAUAAGAAUUAUAUCUAAGAUAUGCAUGCUUUUAAUAAGAGUACUGAUAUAUAAUGUUAUAAGCCAGUGUUUCUCAUCAGAUGGAAAUUAAUCAUACUGGCUCUGAGUUGAUGUUACUUAAAGACGCUCAUUAAGAGUCAGAUAAGCGAACCCGGACUGAAUUUGAACCUUUCAAGGUGGGAGUAGCUGUGCUGAUCAUGGGUUGGUGUUUAUGGGUUGACAUCAUCCAUUUUCAGAGGAUGUAUUAUGUAAAUACAAGAGAACUGCUGUUUUUAUGCCACAAGGGGGCACCUUCAUUUCAGAGAUAAAGUAGGGAGCACCAAUAACAUUAUACCUCUUUUUUCUACAGUAGCAUUUCAAAAAGGUUUUGAUAUAAUAGAAAACUCAACUUAGAUACUGUUACUAGAAAACUGAAAUCAGCUGUAAGUUUUAUUUUGUUUCAGGAUUUUAACUUAUUCAGAUAAUAAAAAGUUCAGUUGUGAAAUGUGGUAUAAGAAUGCUAACACGGAGAUCUGUUCUGUUCAACUAUGGAUUCUAGUCUGUAUUAUCAAUUCAGGUUAAGAAAUUAGUGUUGCUUUCAUCCUACUUUACAGGCAUUUCUUCCUUUUUAUACUCUGCUAAAAUGCAAAAAAAAAAAUAUGUUUGAUUCUAUUCAUUUUGUCUUUUUAUCGCACUUUGGCAGCAGAUUCCUGAUUCAGAUCUGAGUUGUCUUAUUAGUAAACCUAAUUUAUACUUUUGUAGCAACACUAUUUUUAUAUAAUGGCAAAGAAAGGGUUCUGUGUCUUUUUUUUCGUUUCUCCUGUGUCAUAUAUGACAGCGCUGUUCAAUGUUUCUUGAAUACAUUACCCACUGUAGUAUGUUACGUGUGAAUAAACUCCAAAUCUGUCAAA